UAGGCAAAAGUACCAUCGAUUGGUUGACUUGACUAAUGACGCUUCAGAAAAUUGUUCGUUCCGUGUGGAAAGUUUUGUUCUGCGACUUGCAGUAAAAACUCAUUGUCGAGCAGUGUGAAAAGGUCUCGUUAUAAGUGAAUAUCGUGCUAAAAUAUUUCAUCAGUAAGUCUAUUGUUGCCGAUCAAUCUACUUUGGCCACCUAUUAGUAUAUCAGUCGAAACCCUUCUGUACCAGUGCGUAUAAAGGUUUUGACCACAUCGCAAAAUCAAUCGAGUUCUCACUGAAAUCGGACAAAAGUGUAAAAUAAAAUUCUCUCUCUGUUCUGGUGCAUAAAUUUUUCUGUUAACCCCCAAAGAAGGCAAAAUGAAGCAAGUUCUAGCUUUGGCGAUUGCAUUCUCCAUGGUCUUUAUGGCCUCAGCAUCCCUCAAGUGUUCACUUGAUGUGCCGGAGAUUCCAAAAGACUGGCAAGAUAUGUUCAAGAGUUGCAUUGAGAAGAUGCGCACACAGAUCCAAAUGGAAGUUGAUGCCUCCAUGAAAUACUUGGCUAUGGCAGCCUAUUUCUCCAGAGAUACUGUCAAUCGUCCAGGAUUUGCCAAGCACUUCUUUGAAGCAUCUUCAGAGGAGCGCGAACAUGCCAAUAAACUCAUCGAGUACCUUCUGAUGCGUGGUGGUCUGAACACCUUCAAUGAGACCAGCUACAUUACAUCCCUCAUCAAGGUUCCGAUGGUGAAGAAACUGGAAUGGGAGUCAGGAGUAGAUGCUCUGGAGGAGGCUCUGAAACUUGAGGCUGAGGUUACCAGGAGCAUUCGUGAUGUUAUCAAGACUUGCGAGGGUGACGUAAAUGACUAUCAUUUGGUGGACUAUCUCACGGGAGAAUUCCUGGAAGAGCAAUACAAUGGACAGCGUGAACUGGCUGGCAAAAUCUCCACCCUGCGCAAGAUGAUGAAGACUCAUGGAACCAUUGGCGAAUUUAUGUAUGAUAAGAAGCUUCUGGAAUGAGUGAAUCCCUUCCAAAUCGAGUUGUAAUAAAUAUUGAAUUUAAAGAAAGAAAAAAAAAGAAAUAAAACAAUAGAAUGUUAAUAGAUGUGUCUAGAUACUGAGCCACAGGAAAUGACUGUGAUGAGCCAGCCAUUCUCGGGAUUACCCUAAUCUAAUCACUAUUUGAUUCAUUUUACAUAUUCUCAAUUACUUUGUUUACGAUUAAAAGAAGAUGUGUAAUUAAGUUUUCAAUAAAAUGUAGUCUUUGGA
Phlebotomus papatasi is the source of this 1248-nucleotide messenger RNA. RefSeq names its product ferritin subunit (gene Fer1HCH). The coding region runs from base 364 to 999 and encodes 211 amino acids. The record is from RefSeq and is a predicted model, not a curated record. The transcript is spliced from 3 exons. Lineage: Eukaryota; Metazoa; Arthropoda; Insecta; Diptera; Psychodidae. Gene Ontology annotation, biological process: iron ion transport; intracellular iron ion homeostasis. Gene Ontology annotation, cellular component: cytoplasm. Gene Ontology annotation, molecular function: ferrous iron binding; ferric iron binding.